GCAUCGUCGGCGAAAAGAACGAGUGCCCGUGGUGCUACAUUAUAAGCAGCUACCUUAGAAACGUAAUGCAGGUUAUAGUAUCUGAGUAUUUACCGGGAUGGCUAAAUAGCUUUGAAUUCCUAUCUCAACAGAAAUCACUGUAGGAAAAAAAGAAACGGUGUAUUCAUUCUUCUUUUUACUUAUGAGUGAAGGAGGAUGUCUCUUUUUAAAGCUCGUGAAUGGUGGUCGACCAGCGUAGGAGAAGAGGAAGAGUUUGACCAAGGCUGUUUAUGUGUUGCAGAUGUUGAUAAUAGUGGUAGUGGAUAUGAUAAAGUAAUUGUCGGUAGCUAUAUGGGAUUUCUGCGAAUAUAUUCUCCACACCCUGCUAAAGCUGGAGAUGAAAUGAAGGCUGAGGAUCUGCUUUUAGAAGUACAGCUACGUAACUCAAUUUUACAGGUGGAAGUCGGGAAGUUUGUCUCUGGCACAGAACUACUUCAUUUGGCUGUUCUGCACCCUAGAAAGUUGUGUGUCUACUCAGUCUCAGGGACUCUUGGUAAUAUAGAACAUGGGAAUCAGUACCAGAUAAAACUAAUGUAUGAGCAUAACCUCCAGAGGACUGCCUGCAACAUGACAUAUGGACCAUUUGGUGGCGUUAAAGGGCGAGACUUGAUUUGCAUUCAGUCCAUGGAUGGUAUGCUUAUGUUCUUUGAACAGGAGAGCUAUGCUUUUGGUCGCUUUUUGCCUGGUUUUCUUUUACCUGGACCACUCAGCUACAGUUGCCGAACUGAUGCCUUUAUUACAGUCUCUUCUUGUCGACAAGUAGAGAGCUACAAGUAUCAGGCACUUGCUGUGGCAACUGAUGCAGACACCAGGCAAGAAGCUGAGCAGCAGAAACUUGGCUCUGGAAAGAGACUUGUAGCGGACUGGGUUGUCAGUAUUGGAGAACAGGCAUUAGAUAUAUGCAUUGUGUCAUUUGGUCAAGCUGCUUCCUCAGUGUUUGUAUUGGGGGAAAGAAACUUUUUUUGCUUAAAGGAGAAUGGUCAGAUUCGUUUUAUGAAGAAAUUGGAGUAUAAUCCUAGUUGCUUUCGGCCAUAUGCUUCAGUAUCUGAAGGAACAGUUAACACACUGAUUGGAAACCACAACAACAUGAUGUUUAUCUAUCAGGACGUAACUCUGAAAUGGGCUGCUCAGCUUCCAUAUACCCCUGUUACUGUUCAUGUCGCCACUUUUCAGGAUCUGAAAGGAGUUCUAGUCUCACUAAGUGAUACUGGGUAUUUGCAGUGCUCAUACUUGGGGACAGAUCCUAUGCUUUUCCAGGCUCCCAAAGUGGACUCCCGGGAAGUCAACUAUGAUGAGCUUGAUAUUGAAAUGAAAAAGUUGCGGAAAAUCAUCAAGCAAACUGAAAAAUCACAAGAUUUGUUGCCGAGGGCAAGAAAAGAAGAUGAUCUGACAGUAAUUGCAGCCGUCUCCUCUAACCUGGAUCCCGUAUCUCAAGCCACUGACAGUGAAGCAGGAGAUGAGCAUGUCCCAUCAGUAACAGUAAAGAUUACAGUCAAGACUCGAAUUCUUGUGCAGAAUGUCAAGCUUUCGGUCAGUGUUCAACCUCCUUUGGCAGUAACUCAGGACCAGUUCAUCUUUAAAUCAGUCGAGCCAGCAGCCUGCCAAUUUGCAACAUUCGCUGUAUUCCUUAAGGGAAACUGUUCCCCAGCAGAGCUAACAGGAGACGCUGCAGUGACUUACAGUUCGCCAACUGAGUUAAACCCUGAGGGAAUUCCUCAGGUGGCUCAGUGCAAAUUUAGCCUCCCCUUGAAACUUGUUUGCUCCCCAGCUCAGCCUUCGAAGAAUGCAAAUUACAAAAUAACUAUUGACACCAACAAGCCUCCUGUUAAUCUCACCAGCCUUUUCCCAGAUUUUCUUAGCCAGACAGAUGAAGAACAGAUGAAUGUUGUAGGAUUCCAAUUGAUAGCCGGAUCUAGAGUGACACUUCUUGCUUCCAAAACAUCUCAGCGAUAUAGGAUUCAGAGUGAACAAUUUGAAGAUCUCUGGCUUAUAACAAAAGAACUCAUCCAAAGAUUUGAAAAACAUUUUGCCGUACAAGGAGUCAAAGAUUUCAUGUGUAGUUUUUCCGGGACUAUCCCAUUACAAGAAUAUUUUGACAUGAUGGAUCAUCACUUUGAGCUUCGUCUGAAUGGAGUCAAGUAUCAGGAACUUUUAUCAGAAAGAGCUGUGCAGUUUAGAGCUAUUCAGCGACGACUUCUAGCUCGCUUUAAAGACAAGACUCCAGCUUCUCUUCAAAAUUUAGAUGUUUUACUAGAUGGAACCUAUAGACAGAUAAUAUCUCUAGCAGAUGCAGUAGAAGAAAAUCAAAGGAGUUUGUCUAAGGCAUUCACUAGACUGAAAAGUGCUACCCAUCUUGUGAUCACACUUAUUGGCCUGUGGCAAAACCUUAACAAGGAACAGGUAGCAAUUCUGGAAUCAGCAUUUUUGCCUAUCUUGCAAGACAUGCAGGAGUUGGGCUGGGAAGAAAGUGUUGAUGCUGCUGUUUCCCAUUUGUUGCGGACCUGCUUGUCUAAAAGUCCAAAAGAACAGGCAUUGAACCUCACUAGCCACUUGUCUAUGCCCAAGGAUAACAGCAGAAUGAAAAAGCAUAUUACUUUACUCUGUGAUAGGCUGGGAAAAGGUGGACGACUCUGUUUAUCUUCUGAAAGUAAUGUACAGCAGGCUGUCAUCAUACCAGAUAGCUGUUCCACUAUUCAUGAGUCUGAUCAAGAAGAGAAGGUAAAUGGAGAUACCACAAAGCAGUUUAACAACCACACAAACCUUGCAAAUAAAACCAAACAGGGUCCAGAAGGUGAUACAGGUUAGAGGCAUGUUAUAGCCUGACCACACAGCAUUCCCUGCCUUCCCUUCAAAGUAUUGAAGAUAUUAUAACAAAAAGCACAGAACAUUAUGUCAUCCAACAUAUCAUCUGGAAAAUUAUAUUAAAAACGUGAAUUUACUCUUUAAUUAUUUGCUCAGCUCUUGCAGUAAAAAAGUAUAAUAAAGUUUUGUUUUUCUAAUAUA
This is a messenger RNA of Protopterus annectens (West African lungfish), 3042 nucleotides long. RefSeq names its product Bardet-Biedl syndrome 9 (gene BBS9). Gene Ontology annotation, cellular component: membrane; BBSome. The transcript is spliced from 23 exons. Gene Ontology annotation, biological process: cilium assembly. The record is from RefSeq and is a predicted model, not a curated record. NCBI's taxonomy places the organism in Eukaryota, Metazoa, Chordata, Ceratodontiformes, Protopteridae. Bases 196 to 2844 code for a protein of 882 amino acids.